AUGAUGCAAACAUGGUCCCAGAACCUGGUCGCUCUCAUUCAAUGGUUUGCACCCGCUGAUUUUAUCUUGACAUUUGAUGAGAAUUGUGGUCCGAUGCAAGAUAUUGUUCAAAGGGACAUCAAGACUGGUGAUGUGCACGGCCUCGUCUUUCCAAAGAGGAUUAUUGUCACUUCAAAUCAUCAGAUUUAUGCAGAUUGGGUCUACAUUUGGUGUAUAGCUUAUCUUGGCAAGGCACAUGGUGUAUUAAAAAUCUUACUCAAGUCGAGUUUAAAGAAUCUACCAGUUUAUGGGCAAUCAAAGAAAGGAGAUCAAUCAUUAUGGCUAGUGUUGUUUCCCGAAGGAACAGUUGUAUCACCCAGCACUCGCAAGAGAUCAAAGGAUUUUGCUGAAUUGAAUAAUAUGCAUGAUAACAGAUACACAUUAUUACCAAGAUCCACAGGUUUACGGCUUUGUACAACAACUCUUGCUGAUAGCAUUGACUACAUUUACGAUUUCACCAUUGGAUAUUCUGGCAUCAAGCCCAAUGAUAUCCCUGAACAAGUGUAUACUAUCCAGAGCGUCUUUUUCUUCAACUUUUAUCCAAAGCAAGUGCAUGUUUACGUUCGUCGCUUCAAAGUCGAUGCUAUCCCUACUUCCGACGAAGCCGAUUUCAAUCAGUGGAACCUGGAGAGAUGGAAGGAAAAGGACGAAUUGAUGGACCAUUUUUAUAAGCACGGCGUGUUUCCAAGCAAUCCAGUAGUUGCUAGCACGGAGGAAAGUCGAGUCGUUGAUGUGCCUAUCCGAUUGAAUAGCUCUAUAUUUGAUUUAGCUCGAAUUUGGGUCUUUAUUGUGCCUUAUCUCUUGGUGCUGAAGAAACUAUUAUUAUCCAGCAGUGGCACUGUCUAA
Mucor velutinosus is the source of this 885-nucleotide messenger RNA. It is a transcript of the gene PRF1, whose product is annotated as peptide chain release factor 1. The coding region runs from base 1 to 885 and encodes 294 amino acids. Lineage: Eukaryota; Fungi; Mucoromycota; Mucoromycetes; Mucorales; Mucoraceae. The transcript has 5 exons. Gene Ontology annotation, molecular function: acyltransferase activity. Gene Ontology annotation, cellular component: endoplasmic reticulum; endomembrane system. The record is from RefSeq and is a predicted model, not a curated record. Gene Ontology annotation, biological process: phosphatidylinositol acyl-chain remodeling.